Messenger RNA from Peronospora farinosa, 636 nucleotides. The record is from the annotation of a GenBank genome assembly. Lineage: Eukaryota; Oomycota; Peronosporomycetes; Peronosporales; Peronosporaceae.
AUGACCAGCUCUGUACCCAUGUCCUCAAGCCUUGAGAGCCCCGAGACACUUUCUCGUCUCAAUGCUACUAUAAUGGGUCAACGAAACCCUCGUGGGAUUCCUUCUGCUGUCUUUGUAGAUUCUGUGGACUCAUUCCUGGCCGCCUGUGGCGUUACGACCAUUGAACCACUUGUAGGGGCAUUACAGCAAAUGUAUAGCAAGUAUAAAUUUAUGGAGACGAGUCUACAGAAGAAUCGAGAGACUUUCAAGCGCAAGAUUCCGGACACACAAAAAGAUCUUGACAUGGUGCGACACUUGAUUACUAAACGUGACGAGGAGGAGAUACUCCAUAUGAAAUUCAACUUGGCCGACAAUGUGUAUGCCAAGGCAGCAAUAAAUUGCUCCGUGGGUAAAGUCUGUAUCUGGCUGGGUGCUCAAGUUAUGGUGGAAUAUUCGUACGAAGAAGCCCAGGAGCUUCUGGAGAAGAAUGUGGCUUUGGCUACAGAGAAAUUAGCUCAGAUAGAGGAGGAUUUGUCGUUCUUACGUGACUCGAUCAUUACGACUGAAGUGAAUAUUGCACGUAUUUUUAAUUACGAUGUGCGCCGUCGUCGCCAGGAAAAGGACGAGAAACUCGUUGCUGAGCUCGAGGCCAAGUGA